Molecule: messenger RNA, 1836 nt
Organism: Dictyostelium discoideum AX4
Lineage: Eukaryota; Evosea; Eumycetozoa; Dictyosteliales; Dictyosteliaceae
Gene: gacN
Product: RhoGAP domain-containing protein
Exons: 4
Coding region: 1-1836 (611 amino acids)
Biological process (GO): signal transduction
Cellular component (GO): cytoplasm
Source: RefSeq, a predicted model, not a curated record
AUGGAACCAAAAGAAGGUGGAAGCCCACAAGCAACAACAUUAAAAAGAAAUAAAGAUAAAACAAUGGCAAAAACAUUUAAAAAAAUAUUGAAACCAGGUGAAAAAAAGAAAAAACAAAAAGCAAUUGUAAUAGCAGCAAUAAAACAAUUAAUUCAUUAUUUGGAAACCAAUUGUAUAGAGUUGGAAGGUAUUUGCAGAAUUUCAGGUAACAAUACUAAAGUUAAAGAAUUAAAGAAACAAUUGGAGAAUGGUGAGGGUGAUUCAAUUGAUUUCUCAAAGAUUGAUUCUCAUUGUGUUAGUGGUGCUUUAAAAGCUUUCCUUAGAGAUGGUGAUGAACCACUCCUAACCUUUGAUUUAUAUAAAAACUUUUUAGCUUCAAUUGAUAUUAAGGAUAAGAAUUCAAAAAUUUCUUUCAUAAAAUCAUUACUUUCUGCACUUCCAAAAGAAAAUUAUGAUUUACUUCAAAUUUUAUUAAAAUUUUUAAAUACAAUUCAAUUACAUUCAAGUAUUAAUAAAAUGACAAGUUCAAAUUUAGCAAUUGUAUUCUCACCAACAUUAUUAAGACCAAAAGAAGAGAGUUUAGAAUCAAUGAUGACAGAUUCCAAUAGUAUUAGUGAAGUUGUAAGAGUAUUGAUUGAAGAAUUUCAUGUAUUAUACGAAAUUAAACAAACUUUAUUAUACCAAGUUUCAGCUAUUGAUUUAGGUAUUAGAGAAGAUAAGAGAUCAACAAGUGAACAAUUGGAAGAUGCUAAAGUAACAAUAGAACAAUUAAAGAAACAUUUGAAUGAAGAAGCUCGUGAGAGAUCAAUUUUAGAAACUUAUUGUACCAGUAUGGAACAAAAAUUACAAGAACUUGAAGAUAUUAAUAAAUCUUUAACUGAAGAAAAGGAUAGUUUAGGUGAAUUAUUAAAUGAAUUUAAAGAAACAAAUAAAAAUCAAGCAAAUGAUAUUAAUUCAUUGAAAAAUGAUAUUAAAGAUGUUACCGAAAAACAAACCAAAACAGAAUUAGAGAGAGAUGAAUUGAAUAAAGUUAAAGUUAAACUUGAAAAAGAUAUAGAAACAACUAGAAUUGAAUUAAAAUCAACAAAUGAUGAAUGUCAAAAAUUAAAGGUUAACAAUAAUAAACUAGGAGAAGAUAUAAAGAAUCAAAUGAAAGAAUUUGAACAAACUAGAAAAUCAUUAUUGGAAAAUCAUAAAUUAGAGUUUGAAAAACAUCAAUUAGAAAUCCAACAAUUUAGACAAGAAAAUGAACAAUUAAAAAAAGAGAAAACUGAUGCCGAUUUACAAUUGGAAAGAGUACAAGCAGAAAUUUCAAUUCUACUCUCUUCAUCAAAUGAUAAGAAUUCCAAGAAAAAUAGUUUAAAAAAUCAAAAAAAAGAUUUAGAUAAUGCUUUGAAAAAAUGUAAAGAUCAAGAAUCAAAAAUUAAUCAAUUAGAAAAAGAAAAAUCAAAAUUACAAGAUGAAUUAACAAAAUUACAAAAAUCAUCAUCUUCGUCAUCAUCAUCUUCAUCUUCUUCAUCCUCCUCUCAAGCAUCACAUAAAUUUGUAUUUGGUAAAAAACCAAGUAGUAGUAAAAUUACAACCACUACAACCACCACAACUUCACCAGCUCAACAACCAACAACACCACCUCCACCAUUGGAUGAAGAUGAUAUUAUAUCUGUCAAAAAGUUUGCAUUCUAUUAUAUGAAUCUUGCCAUUAAAACUGAUGCAAUGACUAAAGGUUUACCUUGUAAUAUUAAUUCUUCUGAAAUUUUAGAAGAACUUUUAUCUAAAAAUAUUAAAGUUCAACAAUGGAGUGAAGUAAUUUCUAAAAAAUUAAAAGAAAACAAAUAA